Molecule: messenger RNA, 1204 nt
Organism: Salvia miltiorrhiza (redroot sage)
Lineage: Eukaryota; Viridiplantae; Streptophyta; Magnoliopsida; Lamiales; Lamiaceae
Exons: 4
Coding region: 97-798 (233 amino acids)
Molecular function (GO): tubulin binding; S100 protein binding; ubiquitin protein ligase binding
Source: RefSeq, a predicted model, not a curated record
UUCUAGCUUUCUCUACUCCUCUCGACCCUUCAAUAUAUCCAAGUUUUCUCGAUUAUUCAGCAAAACGAUUUCCCAAUUUGCAAGAGCAACGUAACAAUGGCGAGCAGCGAUGAUUUCGCGCUGGACAUCGAGGAAUUGAAGCAGCUCCAAAGCAUCGCAAAGCGGCCGCGCGUCGUUUCGCUCAUUUCCUCCGAGAUUCGCAACCUGGAGAAGUUAUCGAAUGCAGCUGCCUCUGCACCGUCUCAGCACACACCCACCCCAGUUCCAGCUGUCAACACACCGAUACCAACAUCGAGUGUUCCGAAGGCUGUAUCCAGCUCUUUGUUGAGUUAUGUUCCUCUCGGUUCCUUCAGCUGGGAUCAAGAUAGUGAUCAAGUGAAGAUUUAUGUACCGUUGGAAGGUGUUGAUCAAGAGAAGGUUGAAGCUGAAUUCAAGCCAAUGUCUGCUGAUAUCAAACUACAUGAUGUCCAAGGAAAGAACUACCGCUGUGCAGUGCCAAAGCUGUUCAAAGAGAUUGCACCCGAGAAAUGUAAAUUCAUUGUGAAGCCCAAGAGAGUGGUUGUUACAUUGGCUAAAGCUGAGAAGGGAAACUGGUUGGAUUUGCACUUCAAAGAAGAUAAGCUGAAGCCGAAUUUGGAGAAAGAACGGGAUCCAAUGGCUGGGAUAAUGGACUUGAUGAAGGUACAACUAAAGCUCGUUCAUACCAUAUAUGCACACACUCGCUUGUGUUAUCCAGUUUUAACAUCCCGUGAUUUGUUUACUUACAGAACAUGUACGAGGAAGGUGAUGAGGAUAUGAAAAGAACAAUUGCUAAAGCAUGGACCGAUGCAAGAUCCGGCAAAGCAGCUGAUCCUUUACAAAGUUAUCGUUGAACGCCUGAUACUAGGUAUUCAAGUUAUAAAACAGCUAGUGUUGUUUGUUGGGUAUUUCUCUGGUCCAUAUAUGGCUAUGCUAUUGCAUUAUGACUGCUGAAACCACGCUUCUGUCGAUAUCUAGGGCCAACGACGCUGCUGUCGUUGUUUUGAAUUUUUGUUUUCCCCUUAGUUGUUGGUGCUCGAUGGGGUCUUUUUGCGAGUUAAGAGUUUUGUUGUGAAAGGCAUGGAAAGAUCUACAGGGUGUUAGGAUCAUUUAAAUGAUGUCAUAACUGUUGCAAUUUUGAAAUUGUUUUGCUGUUUAUAUAUGAUGUUGAUGUUAGUUUUUGCAA